This is a messenger RNA of Lactuca saligna, 525 nucleotides long. NCBI's taxonomy places the organism in Eukaryota, Viridiplantae, Streptophyta, Magnoliopsida, Asterales, Asteraceae. The record is from the annotation of a GenBank genome assembly.
AUGGCAAGCUUGGUGUAUGCAAAUGUUCCUCAUGCAAAUUCCACCAUUGAUGAUCUAUUGAAACUCUUCUCAUCCAAAGGUCUAACAAUUAACGAUUUGGUAGUCUUAUCGGGGGCUCAUUCCAUUGGUUUUGCACACUGUAAAAAUUUUGUGAACCGUCUCUACAACUUUAGAGGGACAGCAAAGCCGGAUCCAGAUAUGGAUCCAAGGCUCCUUAAAUCCCUUAGAAUGUCAUGUCCACAAUAUGGUGGCAACAUCAAUGUUGUAGCACCUUUUGAUGCCACAACUCCAUUUGCAUUUGACAAUGCAUAUUAUCAAAAUUUGCAAGGGAAAUUAGGGUUGUUGGCAAGUGAUAAAGCAUUGUUUUUGGACCCUAGAACAAGGCCUUUGGUCGAAGCUUUGGCCAAAGAUAAGAACAAGUUUUUUCAAGAUUUUUCUGUGGCUAUGGAACAUUUGGGGAAUAUUGGUGUGAAAAGAGGAAAGAAGCAUGGUGAGAUAAGAAGGGUGUGCAAUAUGCAUCUAUAA